AUGCCUCCCCGCCGCGUCGUAUCCCGCUCCAACACGCCCGCCGUGUCGACUGCCCCCGUCGACUCUGCAUCGUCGGCAGCACCCCCAGCAGCGUCCACAUCGACUGCGACGCUCGCACAGAGCAUCAAGGGCAAGGCGAAGGAGCAGCAGAGCGGGUUUGUCGGCGCAGUGCAGGACUUGUGGGACAGCUACCUCGAACACACUGCGCCCCGGCUAAAGCUCAUCGAUAGCUUCAUGCUCUUCCUCAUGCUCACCGGCAUCGCGCAGUUCGCCUACUGCUUCGGCAUCACCAACUACCCUUUCAACGCCUUUAUUGGAGGCUUUGCGGCAACAGUCGGCCAGUUCGUCCUCUGCGCGGCGUUGCGGAUCCAGGCGAACCCGGCGAACAAGGAGACUUUCCCUACUCUUUCGCCAGAACGAGCGUUCGGCGACUUCCUCUUCGCAUCGAUGCUGCUGCAUUUCUUCGUCUGGAACUACCUUGGGUGA
This is a messenger RNA of Rhodotorula toruloides NP11, 486 nucleotides long. Its product is annotated as oligosaccharyltransferase complex subunit epsilon. The record is from RefSeq and is a predicted model, not a curated record. Bases 1 to 486 code for a protein of 161 amino acids. Lineage: Eukaryota; Fungi; Basidiomycota; Microbotryomycetes; Sporidiobolales; Sporidiobolaceae. Gene Ontology annotation, biological process: protein N-linked glycosylation. The transcript is spliced from 4 exons. Gene Ontology annotation, cellular component: membrane; oligosaccharyltransferase complex.